AUGGCCAGACAUCAGCAAUCCUCGAUCUCUCAUGGUGAGCUGGUUGGUGCGUUGAAGCAGUUAUCUGGUGAGAUGGCCUCAAAGAUGAAAGCACCAGACGAGAAGCGCGACUCAAAGUGGUGCGAGUUCCAUAAUGAUCAUGGACAUCGAACAGAAGAUAUAUCACUGAGAAUGGAAGUGAACGAGCUACUAAAAAAAGGUCACUUGAGAGAAUUUCUCUCUGACAGAGCGAAGAAUCGACUGGACGACAGGAACGACGAAAGAGCAACGAAAAAACCAGCCCCCACUUCGUCACCGAGACACGACCGGGUUAUCCACGUCAUUUCAGGAGGUUCGGAGAUCAGUGGAAUAACCCAUUCGGCCGCUAGGAGGAGCACUAGAACAGCUAGAAGUAACCAUGGACAUGGAGAUGUUAAAGCCAUGGACGAACAACUGUCUAGGUGCUCCAUCAGCUUUGAUUUCGACGAAGACAUGAAUGUGAUAGCCCCACAUCAUGAUGCACUAGUCAUAUCUUUGACUGUUGCUAAUAGCUUGGUGAAGCGAACACUCGUUGAUAAUGGGAGCUCGACCAAUAUCUAUUCAUGGAUGCUUACAAGGAAUUAG
Molecule: messenger RNA, 603 nt
Organism: Microthlaspi erraticum
Lineage: Eukaryota; Viridiplantae; Streptophyta; Magnoliopsida; Brassicales; Brassicaceae
Source: the annotation of a GenBank genome assembly